Molecule: messenger RNA, 3276 nt
Organism: Gambusia affinis (western mosquitofish)
Lineage: Eukaryota; Metazoa; Chordata; Actinopteri; Cyprinodontiformes; Poeciliidae
Product: kelch-like protein 34
Molecular function (GO): protein binding
Source: RefSeq, a predicted model, not a curated record
UACUGUUUCUGUCGGCAUACUUUAGUAUCUCUUAAAAUGUUCUAGUGGUAAAACUUCAAGAGAUCAAAAUUCUAGAUUGGAUCAAUAAAAUCCAGUUUAAAAGAUUAGAGUCUAGCUCUCACAGUAUUGUCCUUCCAGAUGAAUCCUCUAAGCUGUUUCUAUUCCUGACAGAAAGGUGCUUUACCAACCGUGCCCAUCAGAUUCCUGUACGCCUCGACUGCAGCAGCUGUAUUUACAGAUGACUUCAUCCACAGAGAUAGACUCUCAAACACCAAUCUGGCUCCCUGUCAGUCCAACUCUGUUUGACAACACAAUGUUUGCUUGUUGGUUGAUGUUAAAUUGAAGGCGUGAGCCUGGGGGAUACUCCCUAGAGGACUUGGAGUAAAGGGCAGCUGACAAACACAAAGCCAACAGAGCCAGUAUCCCAGACAGAGACAAGAGAGCCAAGUCUCAGAGCCAAAGAGGGACGGGUCACAGAGCUGUGUUGAUGUGUAUGUGCAGGGGGGCUGUCAUGACCUCCCUAUCAUGGUGUCGGAUAACAGCUUCUACAGACAGAAGAGGACUAAAACAGAUGGAAACGUAUGCAUGGAUACCUACUCACUCCUCUACAGUUCCUCACACAGAACCGGACUCCUCUCUGGCUUCCAGCGUUUGCGGGACCAGAAGAAGAUGUGCGAUGUCGUCUUGGAAGCAGGGGGUGUUUCCUUCCCAUGUCAUCGCAGUCUGUUGGCGAGCUCCAGUGACUACUUCUGGGCCCUUUUUGGGGAGACUACCGCAGAGAGAUCAGCAGACUUCAUCAGGCUCUCGGCGCUGACGCCUGAGGGUUUGAAAGCCAUUUUGGAUUUCUUGUACUCAGGGUGGUUGAGCAUUUCUUCCUGCACACUUCCUGUUGUCGUGGAAGCAGCCCGGUACCUCCAGGUGGAGGCGGCGCUGUCAAUAUGCGAGCAAUUUAUGGCGGAUGGCUUAACUGCUGAUAACUGCUGCUACUAUGCUAAUCUGGCUGAGCAACACUUCCUCUUGAAUGCCCUUGACGCUGCAAAUCAAACCAUUGCCAAGAAGAUGGCUGUUCUGCUGGGGAAAAGCAGGGUUGAUCUCCUUGGGUUGAACUUUCCGUCACUGAUGGCGGUGCUAGAUGCAGAUGAGAUACCUGGGGUCAAGGAGGUGGAUCUCAUAAGACUUUCUCUAGACUGGCUGGAUGAAAAUGGGCCCCUUCCACUGCUAAAGUCAAACCUUCUGCUGAGUCGUCUACGUUUCGGAUUGGUUGCGCCUUCAGACCUUUCUGACCUUUGCCACGGAAACAGAGCCAUGGCCACUCCUCUGAUCAGAAGUCAGCUGACUCGGGCUCUUGAGUACCAUCAUAUGGGUUCAACUCAGCCAAUAGCACAAAGCAGACAGUCGACCCUUAGAGGAUCACCCAAUCGUGUGCUUCUUGUUGGUGGUGGGGUUAGCCCUGAUUGGCCAGAACAACAGGUGCUAUCGUUCGACACCAGUAGCAGGAAGUUUUCAUCGCCAGGUUUUGUUCUACCUCUGAGACUCAGAAAUCCCUGCGUCUGUUCGGUGGGAGGUUUUCUCUUCGUGAUUGGCGGUGAAGACAUGAAAAAUAGCAAUGAGAAGUCCGUCACUGUGUCGACCUCAAGCCAAGCCUGGAGGUACGAUCCACGCUUCAACCACUGGAAGAAGAUGGAGUCCAUGCUGGAGAGGCGGGUGCAGUUCACCUGCUGUGUGGUGGAAGACGUCAUUUAUGCUAUUGGGGGACGACAGUCAAAUCCGGACUCCAUGACAUACACUUCCUUAGCUUCUGCUGAGUAUUGUGACAUGGCUUCAGGAGUUUGGAGGAGAGCUGCAGCGAUGCCUUGCCCUCUUCACGGCCAUGCAUCUACCGUGCUUAACAAGAGCAUCUAUGUGUCAGGAGGCCUCCCUGCCCACCAGGGUGGCAUCCAUGGUAGUAACCAGGAUGUAAACAGGGAAAUAAGUAGGGAAUGCCUUUCUUGGGACAUGACGGCCACAGUCUGGGAAAAGAGGGCAUCCAUGUCCAUCCCAAGGUUUGGUCACAGAUUGGCAACUGCCCACGGUUACAUUUACGCCCUGCUGGGGAUGUACGAGCAGUUUUGUGACAUUGAACGAUACGACCCGCAGUCAAACCACUGGACCCGCCUCAAACCACUCGCAAACGGCUUGUUCAACUACGGGAUGUUAACUCUAGCAUGUGGGAAUCUGUUGGUAUUCGGCGGGAGGAGGUGGAGCGACGGACAGCAGGUGACUGUAAGGAACGUGCUGGAGUACGAUACGAAGAAAGAUCAGUGGAGAGAAAUCGCCCAGCUUCCGAGACCUCUGACAGGCACUGAGUGCACUCUGCUGCCUCUGCCGGACUAGUAGACCUAAUUUGACAUCUAUAAAAAAGUAGCGCCUUCAGAAUAACUGUUGAAUAAUUACAUUCAAUUGCCAUGAAGAAAAAAUAAAAAACUGUUGCUGAAAGCUUUAAUGCCAGUUGUAGAAAUGAGGUGUCUGAGAUGAAAAUUUGAUCAACGCUCAACACAUUUUCUUUCCACCUUAAAGCUGCAGUAGGUAACGGGUCUUAGCGCUGUCAAUCAAUCCUGGGUACUCGCUGCUAAAUGUGCUAAUGGCAAAGAAAUAACUCACCAUAAGAGGAAAACAGUUUAUUCGUGGGCAUUUGUGAAUGCUCAGGCUAACUGCUGCUAUGCUAGCAGCAGCAUAGUAGAGAAAAGGAUGAUUGACAGCGCUAAGACCCGCCUCCUGGCUCUGACUGGUUGUUUCUAGUUAGCACCGGGAGAAGGCAAAGGAACUUCAUUUUUUCAAAGAUUUUUUUAUAAAAGCAACAUAUUGCAGCUUUUAAAUGAAAUUUUGUUAUAGAAUUUCUAGAUUUGCACAUUUUUAUAGAUUUAUUUACAGUAUAGUGAAAAUGUAUUCACCAUGUUACAGAUUUCUUCUGUUCUUAUAUUUUAUUAUUCUUUAAUAAAUGUUGCAGAUAGGCAAAACAAACACCUCAAACAAAAAUAACCUGAGUAAAAUACAGAAGUUGGAGGGAGCCAAAGUAGUUUGGUUAAUUAUAAGGUCCAUAAAUGAUUAUUUAUUACACAAUAAUAGGAAAAAAAACAACUAAAUAUUACAAAUUAUUUUGUGACAAAAAACAUCUAAAGUGACGUUUACUCAUCACUUCUGAUACUCCAAUUCAUUCUUGUUGUAAUGUCGUCAGAGGAAACGUAGAUGUUACAGCUAAUAAGUUAUGUUUUAUAAUAAAGCAACAACGGUAAGCAU